GGGCCGCUCGUGACCUCACUUCCCAGGGCCCGGCGGAGUGUGGCUCGGCCUGUGCCGCCGCUUCCGUGGGCUGGCGAGGGCAUGGAGCAGCGUCUCUCUGCUAUCACCCUGUACUGCGCCUCCCCAGCCGGGACCGCACCCGCCGCUGCCCCCCGCGCCAUGGAGCAGGAGCAGCUGCACUCAAAUGGCGAUAGAGGCUUUGAGAAUGUGGAACUGGGGAUCAUAGGAAAAAACAAGAAAAUUCCAAGAAGGGUCAUUCACUUUGCAAGUGGAGAAACCAUGGAAGAAUAUAGCACAGAUGAAGAGGAAGAUCCGGUGCAAGAAAAAAAAGACCUCUUGCCUUCUAUUGAUCCUACUACACUUACCUGGGGACCCUACUUGUGGUUUCAUAUGCUAAGAGUUGCCACGUCAACCUUAUCAGUGUGUGACUUCCUUGGGGAAAAGAUUGCAUCCGUUUUGGGCAUAAGUACACCAAAAUACCAGUAUGCCAUUGAUGAGUAUUACAGGAUGAAGAAGGAGGAGGAAGAGGAGGAGGAAGAAAACAAAAUGUCAGAAGAGGCAGAGAGACAAUAUCAAGAGCAGCAGAGCAAGCCACAAGAUGAGACUACUGUCCAGACAGACCAACCUGAGGCAACAGCAUGUAAUGCAUUUGUGAAUCUCAAUUUUGAAACUGAGGGAAAUGGCCAAUCUGUUGCAGAAAGUAAACAAGACUUAACUACGGUCCCUACUUAAAAUAUAAGGUUUUGCAUAAUGCCAGAUUUUUUAAAUUGGCAGCAAAAGUGUGGGAAAAAUCUUGUACUCUUUCAAUGGAAUGUAACUCAUUUAAAACUCUGGCCAGGAGAGAGCUAAAUAAUGUCCGUUCAGUCCACAACUAUUGAAUAAAGCCUAAGACUGCCAAGCUGACAUUUUUGUUAAAAUAAAAAUGCUGGACAACAAAAAAAAAUUAGUUGAGUAUAAAUUAAAUAGGCUAGACCUCAUUUUUGUCUGCACAGUGUAGGUAAAGAACGUCUCUAAUCUUUUCCCUGAACAUCUGGUGCCUGUCUGACACUUGUGGAUUGAAGAUAGUGCUAUUUUCUACUUUUAAAAACAUUUUGUAUUUAUAAUAUAUAAAAUCCUUAUUGAAAAUUAGCUCUCUAUGAAUAGACUGUCUGAUUAAUUAGAACUGAUUUCCCAUAGUGGCUUCACAAGGCACCUUAGUGACAUCCAAGUUCACAAUAAUGUCCUUAUUUAUUGUCACCAUUUUAUGUAUUUAUUAUUUAGACACGAGCUUUAACCUAAUGGUGUCUGAGUGCCUGUUGAAACAAUUUCCUCUUUUAAAAGGAGGUUGUAAGCUCUAUUUAAAACUUGCUCAGCUAAAGCUACAUCAGUUGUGGAGGUUAGCAGUGCUCAGACAAAUUCUGUUGUCUAGCAAAGAACAGUAUGAGCAUCAGCUGUGUGAAGCACAUUCUCACUCCAUUUAUGAGAGAGACUUCUCCUAGUCACUUAACUACUGCAUAUAGUUUCAGUAGGUUCUAAUAAGGUUCUAGGAAGUAAAUUGAAAUCGGAUUCCUGGGCUUGAAUUAAACAGUCCAAUUGUCAACAUUUUAAAGACAUCUGUAGCUAAAAGUGUGCUGUUUGGUCUGCUCUAGAGCAUUUGUAUGAUGCUGUAGAGUCUCCAUAUUGUUACCUGAAUGGAAUAUUUCUGUAUCGCAUGCAAAAAUAUUGCAGCUUUCCCUCCGUAUUUAAAAAUGAACUAAAGAAAUACAGGCUAAAUUUCAGUAUUGGAAAUUGCUUCCUUAAGAGAGAUUCUGCUAGCUCUAAAGAACUAAUCAAAAUUACUUUGAAUUCAGUUGGAAUUUCUUUUAAAAUCUAUUUAACUGAAAUUAAGACUAAGCCUUCUUCUAAAAUGUUAGUUACCUGCAUUUUUGUAUUGGAAACACUGUCUUAUCCACAGAAGAUACUGCUCAGAGGCCAUUGUAAACCAGGCCCAAAUAAUGAGUAGAGGAAGAAGAGUUAACUAAAGUAAAAAGCAACUCGCUCUCCUAAUUUGCAAAAGAGACAGUUUAUUUCAGGGCACUCAUACCUGAGCUCUCUAGGUAAGAAAGGAAGGAACUGGAGUAUUCCCUAAGUUCUUGCAGUGCAGAAUAUUGGUAGGUAAAUACAAUAGUGUAUAGCUUCUUCACCACCAACAUACAUCAUGUGAGUAAUUUCAAAAGAAAAUCUUACUAUCUUUAGGUGAAAUUUCUAAAGUUUAAGAAAACAUUAGAAAUCUUGAGUGAGAUUCUUGGGCCAUACAGCCCACAAGGGGAAAAGUUACUACCUUAAGGGUUUCCCGAUUCUGGGUACUUGAGGGGACUGCCUGACCUAUGACAAUCCUCCUGGUUCUGUGGCACUACCAACAAUGCCUAUAGCACUCUGAGCAUGCCUUCUGUGCCCCCUACACAGGGAUUUAUUUAGGAUCCAUUGCAGAGCUACAUAGGGUAGCUUUGUACUGUGCUUGUGCUGAGGUAAUUCUUGCUCUGCCAGGUAUGGGUCUUUUCUGGUCUCUUCAUAGUGCUUCAGCAGCUGUCUUAAUCAACUGUCCUCUUUGCUUUGAUGCUCUGUCCUUUGCCUCUUUCAGCUUCUGAUGAACAUCUGCAAGAGGUAGCUUGAGUCCAUUGUGAGUAAAACAAAGAGCACAUUGGUAAUAGAUGAACUACUUAGAGCCUACAUUGUCUAAAAUUGGUAUCUGUUCAGGGCAAAAGCCUACAGUAACUUAUGAAUAAAAUCUUUAUUAAUGGAGAGAAGGAUGUUUAGCUUUUUCUGCCAGAAAUUUAUCAACUGUGACUGCACUAUUGUCUAGUUUCUUGUACUUUCUGUUGCAGUGAGCAAGGAACGCUCGCUGUCCUGGUGUUAAAGUUCUUUGUAUAAAAUGUGUUACUCACUGUGCCUUAAUACUUAAUCCUUCCUUCAGUUUAUGCAAAAUGUAUGAAAGUGGUUACUUUAACAUUUGCUGUAAAUGCAUAAUAUUACUGGUUAUUUUAUAUUUAAUAUAAUUUUGAACUUUA
Mauremys reevesii (Reeves's turtle) is the source of this 3026-nucleotide messenger RNA. It is a transcript of the gene FAM177A1, whose product is annotated as family with sequence similarity 177 member A1. The coding region runs from base 82 to 732 and encodes 216 amino acids. The transcript has 5 exons. The record is from RefSeq and is a predicted model, not a curated record. Lineage: Eukaryota; Metazoa; Chordata; Testudines; Geoemydidae.